AUGGGUGACUACUCGAAAGCACUUGAAUUUUACGAAAAAGCACAUAAAAUCUCAGAAAAAGCUCUGCCUUCGAAUCAUCCUCAUUUCGCUUCUUCUUACAACAACAUCGGUCAAGUGUAUAACAAUAUGGGUAACUACUCGAAAGCACUUGAAUUUUACGAAAAAGCACAUCAAAUCUUCGAAAAAGAUCUGCCUCCGAAUCAUCCCAAUUUGGCUAUAUGCUACAACAACAUCGGUCUCGUGUAUAGCAACAUGGUUGACUACUCGAAAGCACUUGUAUGUUACGAAAAAUCAUAUAAAAUCUACGAAAAAGGUCUGCCUCCAAAUCAUCCCAAUUUUGCUACUUCCUACAACAACAUCGCUUUGGUGUAUGAUGACAUGGGUGACUACUCGAAAGCACUUGAAUUUUACGAAAAAGCACUUAAAAUGAGAGAAACAGCUCUGCCUCCGAAUCAUCCCGAUUUGGCUACUUCCUAUAACAACAUCGGUGAAGUAUAUAACAACAUGGGUGACUACUCGAAAGCACUUGAAUUUUACGAAAAAGCACAUAAAAUCUCAGAAAAAGCUCUGCCUCCGAAUCAUCCCUCAUUGGCUACUUCCUACAACAACAUCGGUCUCGUGUAUAACAAUAUGGGUAACUACUCGAAAGCACUUGAAUUUUACGAAAAAGAUCUCGAAAUCACGAAAAAAGCUCUGCCUCCGAAUCAUCCCAAUUUGGCUAUAUGCUACAACAACAUCGGUCAAGUGUAUAACUACAUGGGUGACUACUCGAAAGCACUUGAAUUUUACGAAAAAGCACAUAAAAUCCUCGAAAAAGCUCUGCCUCCGAAUCAUCCUUCAUUGGCUACUUCCUACAACAACAUCGCUUCGGUGUAUGAUGGCAUGGGUGAUUACUCGAAAGCACUUGAAUUUUACGAAAAAUCACAUAAAAUAAAAGAAAAAGCUCUAUCUCCAAAUCAUCCCUCAUUGGCUACUUCCUACAACAACAUCGGUCUCGUGUAUAACAACAUUGGUGAUUGCUCGAAAGCACUUGAAUUUUACGAAAAAGCACAUCAAAUCUUAGAAAAAGCUCUGCCGCCGAAUCAUCCCUCAUUGGCUACUUCCUACAACAACAUCGGUAUCGCGUAUAAGAACAUGGGUGACUACUCGAAAGCACUUGAAUUUUACAAAAAAUCACAUCAAAUAAGAGAAAAAGCUCUGCUUCCGAAUCAUCCCGAUAUGGCUCAAUCCUACAACAACAUCGGUCUCGUGUAUAAGAACAUGGGUGACUACUCGAAAGUACUUGAAUUUUACGAAAAAGCACUUAAAAUAAGAGAAGAAGUUCUGUCUCCGAACCAUCCAGAUUUAGCUACUUCUUACGAUAACAUCGGUAUGGCGUAUUCCGACAAAGAAGACUACUCGAAAGCACUCUCAUUCUUAGAAAAGGCACUUGUUAUCCGUCAAAAAUCACUUCCAUCAACACAUCCUCUAAUUAAAGUAACGAAAGAUAACAUUGAUCAUGUUAAAAAGAAAAUGUAA
Messenger RNA from Rotaria sordida, 1518 nucleotides. NCBI's taxonomy places the organism in Eukaryota, Metazoa, Rotifera, Eurotatoria, Philodinida, Philodinidae. The record is from the annotation of a GenBank genome assembly.